AUGUGGUGGAGCGUUGUCAUGUGUGUUGGUAAUAUUUAAUCUUUGCAGUUGUUUUCUGACCUCCCCCUGGCCUCCUUUGUGAUGUGGAGCAGACAUUUAGACUAACAGUAUAAAUCACGUGCCGCUUUCUAUUGCACUGUUUUGUUUGUUAUGACGACUGACUAACUUAUACAAUUUUACUGACUGGAGCUAAGGGCUUCACAAUGCUUUAUAAUGCAUUAUAGGGCUUCAUAUGGUGUUAUAAUGCUUCAUAAGCCUUUAAGGCUUUACCCUAUAAUACUAGUGUGCACUUCAUUGAUCACUACUGCCUCAUUAAAAGCCAGUGUGGGCCUGAUCGUGAUCUAUCUAAUAACUAUCAUUAAAAGCCAGUGUGGGCCUGAUCGUGAUCCAUCUAAUAACUAUCAUUAAAAGCCAGUGUGGGCCUGAUCGUGAUCCAUCUAAUAACUAUCAUUAAAAGCCAGUGUGGGGGAUCCAUCUAUAACUAUCAUUAAAAGCCAGUGUGGGCCUGAUCGUGAUCCAUCUAAUAACUAUCAUUAAAAGCCAGUGUGGGCCUGAUCGUGAUCCAUCUAAUAACUAUCAUUAAAAGCCAGUGUGGGCCUGAUCGUGAUCCAUCUAAUAACUAUCAUUAAAAGCCAGUGUGGGCCUGAUCGUGAUCCAUCUAAUAACUAUCAUUUAAAAGCCAGUGUGGUCGUGAUCUAUCAUUUUCCUCCAUAGUUAUGUUGUGUACUUGGAUUGGAAAAUUGCACUAUGACUUCGUCUAUCAGGAAGAAUACUCUACACAUUCAUUAGCUCAGUGCGAGCUAUGCAGAUUUCCUAACAAUGUCUGUUUCAGAUUUCAUUACUCCGCUGUACCCAACUCCUCCUUGUUUUAGGGUUUGUUUUGGAGCCUAGCUCCUAUUUCCUCUGACCAGAAAAACACCUGGAAAAUGAGUUGGAAAUUUGAGGAAGAGAUUUACAGCCAUGAUUAUCCACCAUCGUGCAGUGUAGUAAAAACACACAAGCCUCUGAUCAGGUUAAUGUGUAGCUGGAAAAAAGACAUACACACACACAAACAAAAAAACACACACGUCUGCAAAUUAUUUUCAAAGUCAGCCAGAAGUAACUGCAGUUACAGAUGUAGGAGAACUUUCAAACUUGUAGUUUAUUUGAGGUUUAAAAAUGCUUCUGAAAUUUGUAAUUUCCACUUUGAAAUUUCGGACUUGAAAACCAAACACUGCAUUCCACAGUAAGAACCUCAUACCAAUGGUCAAGCGUGGUGGUGGUGGUGUGAUGGUUUGGGGAUGCUUUGCUGCCUCAGGACCUGGACGACACGCCUUAAUAGAAGGAACCAUGAAUUCUGCUCUGUAUCAGAGAAUUCUACAGGAGAAUGUCAGACCAUCCGUCUGUGAGCUGAAGCUGAAGCGCAGCUGGUUCAUGCAGCAAGACAAUUAUCCAAAACACACAUGCACGUCUACAUCAGAAUGGUUAAAAAGCAACAAAUAUAAUGUUUUGGAGUGGCCUAGUCAAAGUCCAGACCUAAACCCCAUUGAGAUGUUGUGGCAGGACCUGAAACGAGCAGUUUCAUGCAAAAUAAAAUAAAAAAAAAUAGCUGAAUUACUUUUUCACAGAUGGUCAUUGGGUGUUGCAUAACUUUAUUUAUUAAAUAAAUGAAAUAAGUAUCACAUUUUCUGUUAUUUGUUCACUCAGGUUCCCUUUAUCUAAUAUUAGGUUUUGGUUGAAGAUCUGAUAACAUUCAGUGUAAAAAAUAUGCAAAAAUUGAGAAAAUCAGAAAGGGGCCAAAUACUUUUUUCACGGCACUGUAUUGUACGCCAUUAAAAAUAGCCUCGGCUCUUUCUCUCUGUGUUCUUGUCUAGCCAUGGCAUACUGCCGCUUUCCUCAUGAGGCUUCCACGUCUCUUCCUGUUUUCACUGCUCUAGUUCAGGAGGCAUGUGUUUUAUUGCAAUCACCAACCUUUUCACAGUCAAGAUCACUUUCACAGUCAAGAUCACUUUCACAGUCAAGAUCACUUUCACAGUCAAGAUCACUUUCGCAGUCAAAAAGCAAGCCGAGAUCCUUUCAGAAAAAAAAUUAAAUAAAAAAAAUGGACUUGUAAUGUAAGACCUGGUGCCGCUUUAAAUGACGUGCAGCUUCAUAAAGCCUUCAUAAAGCCUUCAUAAAGCCUUCAUAGACACUACAUAAAUGUGUUACGAAUCAUCUAUAACUGUAUGUGUCAUGCUUUAUAAAGGGUUCAUAAAUGUGGCAUAACUAUGUGACAUAAACGCCAAUGUCAAAUGUGACAUAACCCACUAUGUCAAAUAUGACAUAAACCUGUGCUUUAGAAAGGGUGGCAUAAGCCCAGCUUAAUAAAGGCCUUAUAAAUAAUAUUAAAUUGAGGCGUCACAAAGCAUGCAUGUUGGUAGAGCAUUGCAAUGCCAGGAUAUUGGGUUCGAUUCCCGGGACCACCCAUACAUAAAAAUGUAUUCACACAUGACUGUAUGAAUUAAUGAAUGAAUGAAUGAAUGACAUUUUAUUUUAGUGUCAAAUCGCAUAAACAAACAUUACAAUAAUUCACUGUGAUAAUUCAGUGAUAAUUCUUCCGGUGUUCUCUGCAGUGCGCAUCGCAUAAAGAGUGAAAAGAUUAAAGAUAAAAAUCAAUACAUAAUAGUAAAUCAAUCAAAUUCAAUCAAUCACAUUUUAUUUAUAAAGCCCUUUUUACAUCAGCAGAUGUCACAACGUGCUAUACAGAAACCCAGCCUAAAACCCCAAACAGCAAGCAAUGCAGAUGUAUAAUUAUAUCCCUAGAGCAGUAAAACAAUAUACAUACACUACCAGUCAAAAGUUUUAGAACACCUACUCAUUCAUGGGUUUUUCUUUAUUUUUACUAUUUUCUACAUUGUAGAAUAAUAGUGAAGACAUCAAAACUAUGAAAUAACACAUAUGGAAUCAUGUAGUAACCAAAAAAGUGUUAAACAAAUCAAAAUGUUAUAUUUGAGAUUCUUCAAAUUGCCACCCUUUGCCUUGAUGACAGCUUUGCACACUCUUGGCAUUCUCUCAACCAGCUUCAUGAGGUAGUCACCUGGAUUGCAUUUCAAUUAACAGGUGUACCUUCUUAAAAGUUAAUUUGUGGAAUUUAUUUCCUUCUUAAUGCGUUUGAGCCAAUCAAUUGUGUUGUGACAAGGUAGGGGGGGUAUACAGAAGAUAGCCCUAUUUGGUAAAACACCAAGUCCAUAUUAUGGCAAGAACAGCUCAAAUAAGCAAAGAGAAACGACAGUCCAUCAUUACUUUAAGACAUGAAGGUCAGUCAAUCCGGAAAAUUCCAAGAACUUUGAAAGUUUCUUCAAGUGCAGUCUCAAAAACCAUCAAGCGCUAUGAUGAAACUGGCUCUCAUGAGGACCGCCACAGAAAUGGAAGACCCAGAGUUACCUCUGCUGCAGAGGAUAAGUUCAAUAGAGUUACCAGCCUCAGAAAUUGCAGCCCAAAUAAAUGCUUCACAGAGUUCAAGUAACAGACACAUCUCAACAUCAACUGUUCAGAUGAGAUUGUGUGAAUCAGGCCUUCAUGGUCGAAUUGCUGCAAAGAAACCACUACUAAAGGACACCAAUAAGAAGAAGAGACUUGCUUGGGCCAAGAAACACGAGCAAUGGACAUUAGACCGGUGGAAAUGUGUAUUUUGGUCUGGAGUCCAAAUCUGUGAUUUUUGGUUCCAAACGCUGUGUCUUUGUGAGACACUUUGUGGGUGAACAGAUGAUCUCCGCAAAUGUAUUUCCCACCGUAAAGCAUGGAGGUGGAGGUGUUAUGGUGUGGGGGUGCUUUGCUGGUGACACUGUCUGUGAUUUAUUUAGAAUUCAAGGCACACUUAACCAGUAUGGCUACCGCAGCAUUCUGCAGCGAUACGCCAUCCCAUCUUGUUUGGGCUUAGUGGGACUAUCAUUUGUUUUUCAACAGGACAAUGACCCAACACACCUCCAGGCUGUGUAAGGGCUAUUUUACCAAGAAGGAGAUUGAUGGAGUGCUGCAUCAGAUGACCUGGCCUCCACAAUCCUUGUUAACAAACUAUAGUUUUGGCAAGUUGUUUAGGACAUCUACUUUGUGCAUGACACAAGUCAUUUUUCCAACAAUUGUUUACAGACAGAUUAUUUCACUUAUAAUUCACUGUAUCACAAUUCCAGUGGAUCAGAAGUUUACAUACACUAAGUUGACUGUGCCUUUAAACAGCUUGGAAAAUUCCAGAAAAUGAUGUCAUGGCUUUAGAAGCUUCUGAUAGGCUAGUUGACAUAAUUUGAGUCCAUUGGAGGUGUACCUGUGGAUGUAUUUCAAGGCCUACCUUCAAACUCAGUGCCUCUUUGCUUGACAUCAUGGGAAAAUCAAAAGAAAUCAGCCAAGACCUCAGAAGAAAAAUGGUAGACCUCCACAAGUCUGGUUCAUCCUUGGGAGCAAUUUCCAAACGCCUGAAGGUACCAAGUUCAUCUGUCCAAACAAUAGUACGCAAGUAUAAACACCAUGGGACCACGCAGCCGUCAUACCGCUCAGGAAGGUGACGUGUUUUGUCUCCUAGAGAUGAACGUACUUUGGUGUGAAAAGUGCAAUUCAAUCCCAGAACAACAGCAAAGGACCUUUUUGGAGAAAUGUCCUCUGGUCUGAUGAAACAAAAAUAGAACUGAUUGGCCAUAAUGACCAUCGUUAUGUUUGGAGGAAAAAGGGGGACGCUUGCAAGCCAAAGAACACCAUCCCAACCGUGAAGCACGGGGGUGGCAGCAUCAUGCUGUGGGGGUGCUUUGCUGCAGGAGGGACUUGUGCACUUCACAAAAUAGAUGGCAUCAUGAGGAAGGAAAAUUAUGUGGAUAUAUUGAAGCAACAUCUCAAGACAUCAGUCAGGAAGUUAAAGCUUGGUCACAAAUGGGUCUUCCAAAUGGACAAUGACCCCAAGCAUACUUCCAAAGUUGUGGCAAAAUGGCUUAAGGACAACAAAGUCAAGGUAUUGGAGUGGCCAUCACAAAGCCCUGACCUCAAUCCUAUAGAAAAUUUGUGGGCAGAACUGAAAAAGUGUGUGCGAGCAAGGAGGCCUACAAACCUGACUCAGUUACUCCAGCUGUGUCAGGAGGAAUGGGCCAAAAUCCACCCAACUUAUUGUGGAAAGCUUGUGGAAGGCUACCCGAAACGUUUGACCCAAGUUAAAUAAUUUAAAGGCAAUGCUACCAAAUACUAAUUGAGUGUAUGUAAACUUCUGAUCCACUGGGAUUGUGAUGAAAGAAAUAAAAGCUGAAAUAAAUCAUUCUCUCUACUAUUAUUCUGACAUUUCACAUUCUUAAAAUAAAGUGGUGAUCCUACCUGACCUAAAACAGGGAAUUCUUACUAUGAUUAAAUGUCAGGAAUUGUGAAAAACUGAGUUUAAAUGUAUUUGGCAAAGGUGUAUGUAAACUUCCGACUUCAACUGUAUAUACACAUACAUACAUACAUACAUACAUACAUACAUACAUACAUACAUACAUACAUACAUAACAUAUACAGAUAAAUAAAUACAGAAAAAUGAAACAGAAGGCCUUUGAACCAAGUCUGGCACAAAGGGAAGAUUCAUAUGGGAGACAAACCUAUACACAAGAAAGCUAAGCAUUUUUCUAAUUUAAUUAUAGGUAGCUCUUUUUAUUCCAGGCUGUAAGUCGCUUUGGAUAAAAGUGUCUGAUAAAUGUUUUGAUAUUAUAUUUUCACUAAAACAUUUCAUAGGAUGGCCCAACCGCUUUCCCUCUUGGGUGCAUAGUCGAUAUUGGACCUGACCUCAACUUCUCCCAGAAUGCUGUGCUGCAGGAUGAGACACUAAAGUGCAGUCAUGCACAGCAGAACACGUUCUUUUAAAAUCCGUUUAGAUUUUUUGCUUCUACUUCUGUUUUUUUUUCUCCUAAAUUCCGUUUUCUUGGUUUUGUUUUUUUCCAGGUUUUUAGAUUUUCAAAAAAGAAAUCUGGUUUUCCCCAGAUUUUUCAUACUUUUUUAAUAGAAAAACAACAACAUUUUAUUUUCUGUGUUCACAACAUUGCUUAAACCACAUCAGGGGGGGGACGACUUUUUAGUUGUCCUUUAAUUCAGUGAGCAUGCCCUGCACUGUUGUUUUGGUUAUAGGGUUUUCUGAAGUGCAGUAAGCCACGUGUGAUGUGAUUCGUCCGCCAAUGGAAUGGGCGGAGUAAAAGGCCGGCAACACUCCCUAUUACUCAUAGCCCAAUGAAAUGACACCGUAUAUACAUUCUACAGACCCUACUGAGCAUUCCCUACAACACAUUUACUGCUGAACCCAGAAUAGUUCUUGCUCUAAGCCGAUAUAUACAGUGAUUCGCAUUGGGGGGCUUUUAUUUGACCUCGGAACAUGUUUUAGAACCAAAAUGUAAUGCAAAUGUCACUUAAAUAUGAACAAAUAUGAAUCACUGUUAAUAUUUAGACAAUUAUUUUUCAUAUAUCAUGAAUGGUGAUUGACACUUUUCUACUAUUACGUGGGGGACUUUUAUUUUGAACAUUUUUGAAAAUUCCGUGACCCGGAAGUACUUUUUUAGUGUCGCUGACGAGACGCUGAUCAUGUGUUGAGUUCACAAAUCAAAUGCCGCACUUGUGCUGCCCCUGGACAGUGAAAAACAAGUAAGUUAACCUUUUAUUUAUUGUCAUUUAAAUUAUACUGAACAAAAAUAUAUAUGCAACAUGCAACAAUUUCAAAGAUUUUACUGAGUUACAGUUCAUAGAAGGAAAUAAGUCAAUUUAAAUACAUUCAUUAGGUCCUAGUUUAUGGAUCUCACAUGACUGGGCAGGGGCGCAGCCAUGUGUGGGCCUGGGAGGGCAUAGGGCCCAGCCAAUCGCUCCCUCAAAACUUGAUACAUCUGUAGCAUUGUGUGUUGUAACAAAACUGCACAUUUUACAGUGGCCUUUUAUUCUCCCCAGCACAAGGUGCACCUAUGUAAUGAUCAUGCUGUUUAAUCAGCUUGUUGAUAUGCCACACCUGUCAGGUGGCUGGAUUAUCUUGGAAAAUGAAAAAUGGGAUGUAAACAAAUUUGUGCACAAACUUUGAGAGAAAUAUGUUUUUUGUGCGUAUGGAACAUUUCUGGGAUCUUUUAUUUCAGCUCAUGAAACAUGGGACCAACACUUAACAUGUUGUGUUUAUAUUUUUGUUAAGUAGAGUUUGUAGUAGUUAAGUGUUGAGUUAGAUUAUAUACUGUAGCUACCUCAACCGCUAUUUCAAAUACUUUUGGUGACUUCACAGCAAACGCUAGCUAGCCAAAAUGUAGCUAGCUAGCAGGAUCAGCUAAAUACAAAUCCCCCUUAGAUACAGCCACGUCUCAUAAUCACGUCAUGAGAUUUGUAAAUGAAAGAGGAAUAUAAUAAAAUGAAUUGAAUGGAGUUUCCCAUCUUCCCAUUCAGAGUAUUUCUGGUGCAGCACAGACAUGCCCUUAUCCGGAUGAUGUGACAAAGGCAUUUCAUAACAGACCUGCUAACUUUCUUUGUUGUUACUUUUUAAGGUUGGAACCAACAUGCAGUGCCUCCAGCAGGAAGAGAGGUAAAGAACCAUUCGUCCUCCAGCUCAGAGACAAGCUGCUGUCACGAUCGUCGUAAUGAGUGGACCAAGGCGCAGCGUGAAAUGCGUACAUCUUUUAUUGAGUACUAUUAACAAUAACAAAACAACAAAACGAAACGUGAAGUCCUCGGUCAUAAACACAAACCUACACGGAACAAGAUCCCACAAAACUAACACAUAGAAACUAACACCCUGGCUCAACAUAUAAAAGUCCCCAGAGCCAGGGCGUGACAGCUGCACUAUUCACAGCCCUGUGGAAUGUUCAAUGUAAUUGCAUUGCUGGACUUUUUUAGAAAACUUCAUGUAUUUGUAUUGUUUUAAAAAAUGUACAAUAAAAGGAAACGUAUGGUUUAAACAUGUCUUUAAUGUUUAUUGGUUUUAGCUGUUAGUGAUCAUUCCCUAAGUGUUAAUCCAUUUGUGUUUACAUCAUUAAACCUUUAUGUAUGCGUUAUAAAGGACCAAAUGAUUCUGACUUUAUAGUAAGUACAGCGUCAUGGGAUACAGAGUCUUUAUGGAUGUGUUAUGAAUGACCGAAGGAGUCUGACUUCAAACUAAGUAUUACAGGACACUACAUGAAGCGUCAAUAAAUUGGUUAUUUACAUUCUGCUGAUUUUAUGAAGGUUCUCUCAUGAUCCACAGGUUACUGUAGGGUGUGAGAGGUAUUUAAAUGGGUUGAUGGACCUGCAAAGCGUGUGUGUGUGUGUGUGUGUGCGCGCGUGCGUGCGUGCGUGUGUAUGUGUGUCAGAACCAAGAUGAUUUGGAGUAGUCCAACCUGAGACUAUUCCUCUUCUAGGCCCUCAAAAUUGCCAAAGACUCCAGCCACCCUAGUCAUAGACUGUUGUCUCUGCUACCGCACGGCAAGCGGUACCGGAGCGCCAAGUCUAGGUCCAAAAGGCUUCUUAACAGCUUCUACCCCCAAGCUAUAAGACUCCUGAACAUCUAAUCAAAUGGCUACCCGGACUAUUGAAAAAUAAGCAAAUAAUUAGCUAUUUUACUGGACUGAUGGUAGGUUACUUGCAUCUGAUGGUCAUGGUACUUUCAAGACAACUGGGAACUCUGGGGGAAAAAAACAGGUAUAAUCAUGACGUCGGUGUUCUUCAGGUCGGAAAAUCGGAGCAGAAAUGUUUGGUGAUCGACUAGGAAGUCCUUGAUCCACCGGUUGGUGACCACUGGUUUAUUGUGAUCAGACGAUAAUGACAUAAUGUCACUGAAAUGAUCUGCAGUCAGAGAAAUCAGAGCUGCAUCAAGACAGCUGGAAGGAAGGGUAACAGGAUGAUUUACACUGUUAAUAUGCUUCUCACUUAUUCUAACAUCUCCUCUCCUCUCCUCUCCUCUCCCUCUCCUCUCUCCUCUCCUCUCCUCUCCUCUCCUCUCCUCAUCCUCUCCUCUCUCUCCUCCAUCUCCUCUCCUCUCCAGUUUACCCUGGCUGACCAGUGCUGGAAUGGCGGGCUGCAUCUACCUGAUCAUGCUCCGGAGGAUCAAGCGUAAAGCCCCUCUCCCUCCAUGCAAUGGAAACGGCAACGCCACCAUCACUGGUGGCACCGGUGGGAUCUACGGUGGAUCCACCCACUCCCUGGAUGACCUGAGCAGCAUCUCCUCCGAGCCUCCCAGUAGCCCGCCGACGCAGAACGGGGAUGGCAAACGUAUGCGGAAAUUCGGCGUCAUCUCCCGGUCGUCGUUCAAUCGUGAUAGUAAAGACAGUAAGGAAGGUAGCUGUGACGAUGGCGGCAGGGAGAGGCUGGAGAAUGGUUACCACGUCUACGGAGGCUCCACCUUUUCCAUGGAGACGGAGGUCACUGAGGUCAUGCCCCCGGAGGGGGGGCCAGGACCAGGAAGAAAGGAUGAGGGGCCCGUGACUGUCCUGCCCCCUCUAGCAAUCCCCCAUCACCUGCAGAACGGGGGAAGGACUGCCACCCUGCCGAACCGCUCCCACAGGAAACUGUCAGAACACAAGACAGAGUCACUCAGCAGUGAUACCUCCAGUCAGGUAAGACAGACAGAAUCACUCAGCAGUGAUACCUCCAGUCAGGUAAGACAGACAGAAUCACUCAGCAGUGAUACCUCCAGUCAGGUAAGACAGACAGAGUCACUCAGCAGUGAUACCUCCAGUCAGGUAAGACAGACAGAGUCACUCAGCAGUGAUACCUCCAGUCAGGUAAGACAGACAGAAUCACUCCAGCGAGUGAUACCAUCCAGUCAGGUAAGACAGACAGAAAUCACUCAGCAGUGAUACCUCCAGUCAGGUAAGACAGACAGAAUCACUCAGCAGUGAUACCUCCAGUCAGGUAAGACAGACAGAAUCACUCAGCAGUGAUACCUCCAGUCAGGUAAGACAGACAGAAUCACUCAGCAGUGAUACCUCCAGUCAGGUAAGACAGACAGAAUCACUCAGCAGGAUACCUCCAGUCAGGUAAGACAGACAGAAUCACUCAGCAGUGAUACCUCCAGUCAGGUAAGACAGACAGAAUCACUCAGCAGUGAUACCUCCAGUCAGGUAAGACAGACAGAAUCACUCAGCAGUGAUACCUCCAGUCAGGUAAGACAGACAGAGUCACUCAGCAGUGAUAUCUCCAGUCAGGUAAGACAGACAGAAUCACUCAGCAGUGAUAUCUCCAGUCAGGUAAGACAGACAGAAUCACUCAGCAGUGAUACCUCUAGUCAAGGGGCGGCAGGUAGCUUAGUGGUUAAGAGCGUUGUGCCAGUAACCGAAAGGUCGCUGGUUCUAAUCCCCGAGCCGACUAGGUGAAAAAUCUUCCAUUUAUCACAAGGGGGCAAUAGCAGAGAUUUUCUUGUUGUUGUCUUCCCAUUUGUGAUAAAAGUAAAGAAGAAUCACAUUUAACACAUCAUCACCACUGCUAGCUAAUUUAAUUGAAAACGAACUGCAUAUUUGAAUAAUAGCUACAUGUAAUGAAAGUUUAGGUUUGUUUUACAUUACCUCGUUUUGUGCCUGCCAGUUGGCUGUAGGCUACUCCGCUAGCAGCUUGCUAGCUAAGCUUCCCACAUCUCCCCCAUGUGAAAUAAUCAGACUUAUAAUUUAAAAAAAAUAUGCCCUGGCAAAUAUUCUUUACUUGCCAGUGUACUUGCCAGUGUAAUCUCCAGCAUUAUCCCAGUUUGAUAUGCUGCUUGGAAUAUAUUCACUCCCAUAUUAGCUAAUAAUAGAAUAUCCUGUUUUGGUCGCCGUGUAAAAGCACAUACAUUACCGGUCAAAAGUUUUAGAACGACCUACUCAUUCAAGGGUUUUUCUUAAUUUUUACUAUUUUCUACAUUGUUAGAAUAAUAGUGAAGACAUCAAAACUAUAAAAUAACACAUAUGGAAUCAUGUAGUAACCAGAAAAGUGUUAAACAAAUCAAAAUAUAUAUUUUAUAUUUGAGAUUCUUCAAAUAGCCGGCACUCAGACAGCAGUCUGUUUUCAAAAGGGUUUAUUUUCGUGUUUCUCUCUCUACCUUUGGUGUUAUUGGGGUUGGCCCCUCUCUCCAUUGGUGUUAUUGGGGUUGGCCCCUCUCUCCCAUUGGUGUUGUUAUUGGGGUUGGCCCCUCUCUCCCAUUGGUGUUGUUAUUGGGGUUGGCCCCUCUCUCCAUUGGUGGUGUUAUUGGGGUUGGCCCCUCUCUCCCAUUGGUGUUGUUAUUGGGGUUGGCCCCUCUCUCCAUUGGUGGUGUUAUUGGGGUUGGCCCCUCUCUCCAUUGGUGUUGUUAUUGGGGUUGGCCCCCCUCUCUCCAUUGGUGGUGUUAUUGGGGUUGGCCCCUCUCUCCCAUUGGUGGUGUUAUUGGGGUUGGCCCCUCUCUCCCAUUGGUGUUGUUAUUGGGGUUGGCCCCUCUCUCCAUUGGUGUUGUUAUUGGGGUUGGCCCCUCUCUCCCAUUGGUGGUGUUAUUGGGGUUGGCCCCUCUCUCCCAUUGGUGGUGUUAUUGGGGUUGGCCCCUCUCUCCAUUGGUAUUGUUAUUGGGGUUGGCCCCUCUCUCCCAUUGGUGGUGUUAUUGGGGUUGGCCCCUCUCUCCCAUUGGUGGUGUUAUUGGGGUUGGCCCCUCUCUCCCAUUGGUGGUGUUAUUGGGGUUGGCCCCUCUCUCCCAUUGGUGUUGUUAUUGGGGUUGGCCCCUCUCUCCCAUUGGUGUUGUUAUUGGGGUUGGCCCCUCUCUCCCAUUGGUGUUGUUAUUGGGGUUGGCCCCUCUCUCCCAUUGGUGGUGUUAUUGGGGUUGGCCCCUCUCUCCCAUUGGUGGUGUUAUUGGGGUUGGCCCCUCUCUCCAUUGGUGUUGUUAUUUACAGUGGUCCUCUGUAGCUCAGCUGGUAGAGCACGGCGCUUGUAACGCUAAGGUAGUGGGUUCGAUCCCCGGGACCACCCAUACACAAAAAAAAUAAAAAUAAAAAUGUAUGCACGCAUGACUGUAAGUCGCUUUGGAUAAAAGCGUCUGCUAAAUGGCAAUUAAAAAAAAAAAAAAAAAUUAUUGGGGUUGGCCCCUCUCUCCCAUUGUCUGCUGUCCCAGUCUGCCUUGAGGUCCUGACAGGCCAGGCUGGUUUACAGUUUGAAGACAAGGCCAGGCUUGUUUACAGUUUGAAGUCAAGGCCAGGCUGGUUUACAGUUUGAAGACAAGGCAUUAUGCAAAAAGAUGGGUCACUUCCAGACAUCAGCGUGGUCCUCUGUAGCUCAAUUGGUAGAGCGCGGCGCUUGUAACGCCAGGGUAGUGGGUUCGAUCCCUGGGACCACCCAUACGUAAAAAUGUAUGCGCACAUGACUGUAAGUCGCUUUGGAUAAAAGCGUCUGCUAAAUGGCAUAUUAUUAUUAUUAUUAUUAUUAUUAUUAUUAUUAUAAUAAGACCAAACUGAGGAGAAAACAAUAGUAAUUAAUGACAUGAGUCAUUCUGUUGUUCAUAGUGGCCCAUCUUCCUUCUAAAUGUGGAUUACGUUAGCUAUAUGUUGAGUUAGCUUUUCUUCAGAAUACUGUAAUCCUGCCCACAAACUCUCCCAUGGACACCCAUGAGUCAUCCACAGGGACUAACCUCACCACAUGACCACAGACAAAGUGGAUCAAUGCUAAACCAAACACACAACAGCGCGCUACUGUUAACUAGAACUACUUGUAACGUAGACGCUGGGAGUCGAGAAGCAGGUGGUAAGUUUAAUAGAACAAAGAACAUGGAACGACACAACAUAAGAGGAGCGUCUUGAAACAACACUACCUGGGGAAAGAACCUAAGGGAGUGCCAGAUAAAGGGGAGGUAACGGAGUCCAGGUGUGCCUCAUGAUGAAGCGCAGGUGCCCGUAAUGAUGGUUACCAGGUGCGCGUAAUGAUGGUUACCAGGUGCGCGAAAUGAUGGUUACCAGGUGCGCGUAAUGAUGGUUACCAGGUGCGCGUAAUGAUGGUUAACAGGUGCGCGUAAUGAUGGUUACCAGGUGCGCGUAAUGAUGGUUACCAGGUGCACGUAAUGACGGUUACCAGGUGCGCGUCAUGAUGGUUACCAGGUGCACGUAAUGAUGGUUACCAGGUGCGCGUAAUGAUGGUUACCAGGUGCGCGUAAUGAUGGUUACCAGGUGCGCGUAAUGACGGUUACCAGGUGCACGUAAUGAUGGUUACCAGGUGCACGUAAUGAUGGUUACCAGGUGCACGUAAUGAUGGUUACCAGGUGCACGUAAUGAUGGUUACCAGGUGCGCGUAAUGAUGGUUACCAGGUGCGCGUAAUGAUGGUUACAUUUUACAUUUUACAUUUUAGUCAUUUAGCAGACGCUCUUAUCCAGAGCGAUUUUUUUUUUUUUUUUUCAUACUGGCCCCCCGUGGGAAUCGAACCCACAACCCACAACGCCAUGCUCUACCAACUGAGCUACAUCCCUGCCGGCCAUUCCCUCCCCUAACCUGGACAACGCUGGGCCAAUUGUGCACAGCCCCAUGGGUUACCAGGUGCGCGUAAUGAUGGUUACCAGGACCGGUGGUUAGUAGACCGGCGACGUCGAACGCCGGAGGGGGAGGAGCGGGAGGAGACACUACUGUUAUAGAUUCUACUGUAAAGCCGGAGGGGGGGAGCGGGAGGAGACACUACUGUUAUAGAUUCUACUGUAAAGCCGGAGGGGGAGGAGCGGGAGGAGACACUACUGUUAUAGAUUCUACUGUAAAGCUCCAACAGACGAUGAACCCAAGAUUCAUUUGACAUUUUAGUCAUUUAGCAGACGCUCUUAUCUAGAGCGACUUACAGUUAAGUGAGUGCAUACAUUUUUCAUACUGGCCCCCACGUGGGAGUCAAACCCACAACCCUGGCGUUGCAAGCGCCAUGCUCUACCAACUGAGCUACAGGAGGAUGAUUGAACAUGCAGUUAUUACAUGAAAAAAUACUACAGUUUUAGUAUAGAAUACAAGAGUACUUACUAUAUAAUUCUAUAGUAACUGUAGUAACUCAUUAUUAGGAAGGUGUUCUUAAUGUUUUGUACACUCAGUGUAUAUGUGCCAUGUAACCAUCAGUGGCUCUUAAUGCGGAUUACAGUAGCUAUAUGUUGACAUUAGGAACACCUGCUCUUUACACGACAUAGACUGACCAGGUGAAUCCAGGUGAAAGCUAUGAUCCCUUAUGUCACUUCAGUCAGGACUAGGAGAGGACUAGCCGUUGGAUAAGGGUUAGGGUUGGGAGAGGAGAGGAGAGGACUAGCCGUUGGAUAAGGGUUAGGGUUGGGAGAGGAGAGGACUAGCCGUUGGAUAAGGGUUAGGGUUGGGAGAGGAGAGGACUAGCCGUUGGAUAAGGUUUAGGGUUAGGAGAGGAGAGGACUAGCCGUUGGGUAAGGGUUAGGGUUAGGAGAGGAGAGGACUAGCCGUUGGAUAAGGGUUAGGUUUGGGAGAGGAGAGGAGAGGACUAGCCAUUGGAUAAGGGUUAGGGUUGGGAGAGGAGAGGACUAGCCGUUGGAUAAGGGUUAGGGUUGGGAGAGGAGAGGACUAGCCGUUGGAUGAGGGUUAGGGUUGGGAGAGGAGAGGACUAGCCGUUGGAUAAGGGUUAGGGUUGGGAGAGGAGAGGAGAGGACUAGCCGUUGGGUAAGGGUUAGGGUUGGGAGAGGAGAGGACUAGCCGUUGGAUAAGGGUUAGGGUUGGGAGAGGAGAGGACUAGCCGUUGGGUAAGGUUUAGGGUUGGGAGAGGAGAGGAGAGGACUAGCCAUUGGAUAAUGGUUAGGGUUGGGAGAGGAGAGGAGAGGACUAGCCAUUGGAUAAGGGUUAGGGUUGGGAGAGGAGAGGACUAGCCGUUGGAUAAGGGUUAGGGUUGGGAGAGGAGAGGACUAGCCGUUGGAUAAGGGUUAGGGUUGGGAGAGGAGAGGACUAGCCGUUGGAUAAGGGUUAGGGUUGGGAGAGGAGAGGACUAGCCGUUGGAUAAGGGUUAGGGUUGGGAGAGGAGAGGAGAGGACUAGCCGUUGGGUAAGGGUUAGGGUUGGGAGAGGACUAGCCGUUGGAUAAGGGUUAGGGUUGGGAGAGGAGAAGACUAGCUGUUGGGUAAGGGUUAGGGCUGGGAAAGGAGAGGACUAGCCGUUGGAUAAGGGUUAGGGUUGGGAGAGGAGAGGAGAGGACUAGCCGUUGGAUAAGGGUUGGGGUUGGGAGAGGAGAGGAGAGGACUAACCGUUGGAUAAGGUUUAGGGUUGGGAGAGGAGAGGACUAGCCGUUGGAUAAGGGUUAGGGUUGGGAGAGGAGAGGACUAGCCGUUGGAUAAGGGUUAGGGUUGGGAGAGGAGAGGACUAGCCAUUGGAUAAGGGUUAGGGUUGGGAGAGGAGAGGACUAGCCGUUGGAUAAGGGUUAGGGUUGGGAGAGGAGAGGACUAGCCGUUGGAUAAGGGUUAGGGUUGGGAGAGGAGAGGAGAGGAGAGGACUAGCCGUUGGGUAAGGGUUAGGGUUGGGAGAGGAGAGGAGAGGACUAGCCGUUGGAUAAGGGUUAGGAUUGGGAGAGGAGAGGAGAGGACUAGCCGUUGGGUAAGGGUUAGGGUUGGGAGAGGAGAGGAGAGGACUAGCCGUUGGGUAAGGGUUAGGGUUGGGAGAGGAGAGGAGAGGACUAGCCAUUGGAUAAGGGUUAGGGUUGGGAGAGGAGAGGACUAGCCAUUGGAUAAGGGUUAGGGUUGGGAGAGGAGAGGACUAGCCGUUGGAUAAGGGUUAGGGUUGGGAGAGGAGAGGACUAGCCGUUGGGUAAGGGUUAGGGUUGGGAGAGGAGAGGACUAGCCGUUGGGUAAGGGUUAGGGUUGGGAGAGGAGAGGACUAGCCGUUGGGUAAGGGUUAGGGUUGGGAGAGGGGAGGACUAGCCGUUGGGUAAGGGUUGGGGUUGGGAGAGGAGCGGAGAGGACUAGCCGUUGGAUAAGGGUUAGGGUUGGGAGAGGAGAGGAGAGGACUAGCCGUUGGAUAAGGGUUAGGAUUGGGAGAGGGGAGGACUAGCCGUUGGGUAAGGGUUAGGGUUGGGAGAGGAGAGGACUAGCCGUUGGAUAAGGGUUAGGAUUGGGAGAGGGGAGGACUAGCCGUUGGGUAAGGGUUAAGGUUGGGAAAGGAGAGGACUAGCCAUUGGGUAAGGGUUAGGGUUGGGAGAGGAGAGGACUAGCCGUUGGGUAAGGGUUAGGGUUGGGAGAGGAGAGGACUAGCCGUUGGGUAAGGGUUAGGGUUGGGAGAGGGGAGGACUAGCCGUUGGGUAAGGGUUAGGGUUGGGAGAGGAGAGGACUAGCCGUUGGAUAAGGGUUAGGUUUGGGAGAGGAGAGGAGAGGUCUAGCCAUUGGAUAAGGGUUAGGGUUGGGAGAGGGGAGGACUAGCCGUUGGGUAAGGGUUAGGGUUGGGAGAGGAGAGGAGAGGACUAGCCGUUGGAUAAGGGUUAGGGUUGGGAGAGGAGAGGACUAGCCGUUGGGUAAGGGUUAGGGUUGGGAGAGGAGAGGACUAGCCGUUGGGUAAGGGUUAAGGUUGGGAAAGGAGAGGACUAGCCAUUGGAUAAGGUUUAGGGUUGGGAGAGGUGAGGAGAGGAGAGGACUAGCCGUUGUAUAAGGGUUAAGGUUGGGAGAGGUGAGGAGAGGACUAGCCGUUGGAUAAGGUUUAGGGUUGGGAGAGGUGAGGAGAGGAGAGGACUAGCCGUUGUAUAAGGGUUAAGGUUGGGAGAGGUGAGGAGAGGACUAGCCGUUGGAUAAGGAUUAAGGUUGGGAGAGGAGAUGAGAGGACUAGCCUUUGGAUAAGGGUUAGGGUUGGGAGAGGAGAGGACUAGCCGUUGGGUAAGGGUUAAGGUUGGGAAAGGAGAGGACUAGCCAUUGGAUAAGGUUUAGGGUUGGGAGAGGUGAGGAGAGGAGAGGACUAGCCGUUGUAUAAGGGUUAAGGUUGGGAGAGGUGAGGAGAGGACUAGCCGUUGGAUAAGGAUUAAGGUUGGGAGAGGAGAGGAGAGGACUAGCCGUUGGAUAAGGGUUAGGGUUGGGAGAGGAGAGGAGAGGACUAGCCGUUGGAUAAGGGUUAGGAUUGGGAGAGGAGAGGAGAGGACUAGCCGUUGGAUAAGGGUUGGGAGAGGAGAGAACUAGCCCAGACAAGUUUGUCCCUGACUGACUCACUGUCCUCGGGUGGCUCCCACACAACAUCUUCCGACAAGACUGGGAACUGUUCAAAUUAAUCUACACAGGGCUUUAACCAAGCCUUUAGUUGACAUUAUGUUUUUUUUUUAAACAUUAAGAGCCACUGACAGUUACAUGGCACAGAUACACUGAGUGUACAAAACAUUAAGAACACCUUCCUAAUAAGUAGUGGCUUGUGUUCUAUAAGACUGUCAGGCGUUCAUGGGAGUUGGGAAGCGUGGACAAGGAAAAGCAAUACAGCGUGGGAACUCACAUGGAUGUGACUGACUGUGACAUGUCGGAGGGCCGUGUUGAAUGUUGAAUGGCAGCUAUGCGAUGCACUGUGGCUCCACCCUGUCAGAUGGGCUGUUGUUUUGGUCUUUGUCUCUACAAAUGAUUGAGAAAGUUGCACACUCUUGUCUCCUUGCUGUGAAUUGACUUAUUUAGCUACGUUCCGGCUGAAGAGCUUUCAUCGGGGUGAGCUGUUCUGUCUCUCUCACCGUUAACUUAACACCAUUCAGGACUAAUGGCUGUAGUUGCUGUCAGGGAAAGGAGAGGACUAACCGUUGUGUAAGGGUUGGGAGAGGAGAGGACUAGCCGUUGGGUAAGGGUUAGGGUUGGGAGAGGAGAGGACUAGCCGUUGGAUAAGGGUUAGGGUUGGGAGAGGAGAGGAGAGGAGAGGAGAGGACUAGCCGUUGGAUAAGGGUUAGGGUUGGGAGAGGAGAGGACUAGCCGUUGGAUAAGGGUUAGGAUUGGGAGAGGAGAGGAGAGGACUAGCCGUUGGAUAAGGGUUGGGAUUGGGAGAGGAGAGGAGAGGACUAGCCGUUGGAUAAGGGUUAGGAUUGGGAGAGGAGAGGACUAGCCGUUGGAUAAGGGUUAGGGUUGGGAGAGGACUAGCCGUUGGGUUAGGGUUGGGAGAGGAGUGGACUAGCCGUUGGAUAAGGGUUAGGGUUGGGAGAGGAGAGGACUAGCCGUUGGAUAAGGGUUAGGGUUGGGAGAGGAGAAGAGAGGACUAACCGUUGGAUAAGGUUUAGGGUUGGGAGAGGAGAGGACUAGCCGUUGGAUAAGGGUUAGGAUUGGGAGAGGAGAGGAGAGGACUAGCCGUUGGAUAAGGGUUAGGGUUGGGAGAGGAGAGUACUAGCCGUUGGAUAAGGGUUAGGAUUGGGAGAGGAGAGGACUAGCCGUUGGAUAAGGGUUAGGGUUGGGAGAGGAGAGGAGAGGACUAGCCGUUGGAUAAGGGUUGGGAGAGGAGAGAACUAGCCCAGACAAGUUUGUCCCUGACUGACUCACUGUCCUCGGGCGGCUCCCACACAACAUCUUCCGACAAGACAAGACAGGAUCAGACAGGACAGGACAGGACAGGGGCUUGGUAAUACUCACGCUCUCAGAGUGUGUCUGUGUGUGUCUUAAGGCUACAACACUCAGGGUUCUUCUCUUUACUAAACUAUACUAGACUGUUGUUUGUGUUUCUCCGAGCAAAACCGUUAACAGAAAUGGGAACUGUUCAAUUUAAUCUACCCAGGGCUUUAACCAAGCCUUUAGUUGACAUAAUGUUUUUUUUCUUUGCACGUGGCACAUACAGUGGGGAGGGCCGGAAUUCUUACUGGUUGGUAGGUGAUCAAAUAUUUAUGUCAUGCAAUAAAAUGCAAAUUAAUUACUUAAAAAUCAUACAAUGUGAUUUUCUGGAUUUUUGUUUUAGAUUCCGUCUCUCACAGUUGAAGUGUACCUAUGAUAAAAAUUACAGACCUCUACAUGCUUUGUAAGUAGGAAAACCUGCAAAAUCGGCAGUGUAUCAAAUACUUGUUCUCCCCACUGUAUAUACUGAGAGUACAAAACAUUAAGAACACCUUCCUAAUAGUGAGUUGCCCCCCCCCCCCCCCAGUCCCCCUAUUGCCCUCAGAACAGCCUCAAUUCGUAGGGGCAUGGACUCUACAAGGUGUCGAAAGCGUUCCACAGGGAUGCUUUCCACAGUUGUGUCAAGUUGGCUGGAUGUCCUUGGGUGGUUGACAAUUCUUGAUACACAUGGGAAACUGUUGAGCGUGAAAAACCCAGCAGCGUUGCAGUUCUUGACACACUCAAACCAACUGGUGCGCCUGGCACCUACUACCAUACCCCGUUCAAAGGCACUUCAAUAUUUUGUCUUGCCCAUUCACCCUCUGAAUGGCACACAUACACAAUCCAUGUCUCAAUUGUCUCAAGGCUUAAAAAUCCUUCUUUAACCUGUCUCCUCCCCUUCAUCUACACUGAUUUUUAACAGGUGACAUCAAUAAGGGAUCAUAGCUUUCACCUGGAUUCACCUGGUCAGUCUAUGUCGUGCAAAGAGCAGGUGUUUUUAAUGUUUUCGUACACUGAGUGUACACCAACCUGUCGUUGUAGCUAAUGGUGUGAACUUGGUGUGGGACAUUACAACACAUAUCUGCCGUAGGGGUAAUUCCAUGGGAACAUGGUGACAUAGCGCCGUCAUUCUGUUACCAAACUUUGCAUCUGUUCUUCAAGUAAAAUGUUCAAUGGAAAUUGUUAAAAGUCUUCCUUACAUUUACAUUUAUGUCAUUUAGCAGACGCUCUUAUCCAGAGCGACUUACAAAUUGGUGCAUUCACCUUAUAGCCAGUGGGACAACCACUUUACAAUAUGUUUUUUUUUGGGGGGGUAGAAGGAUUACUUUAUCCUAUCCCAGGUAUUCCUUAAAGAGGUGGGGUUUCAAAUGUCUCCGGAAGGUGGUGAGUGACUCCGCUGUCCUGGCGUUGUGAGGGAGCUUGUUCCACCAUUGGGGUGCCAGAGCAGUGAACAGUUUUGACUGGGCUGAGCGGGAACUGUGCUUCCGCAGAGGUAGGGGGGCCAGCAGGCCAGAGGUGGAUGAACGCAAUGCCCUCGUUUGGGUGUAGGGACUGAUCAGAGCCUGAAGGUACGGAGGUGCCGUUCCCCUCACAGCUCCGUAGGCAAGCACCAUGGUCUUGUAGCAGAUGCGAGCUUCAACUGGAAGCCAGUGGAGUGUGCGGAGGAGCGGGGUGACGUGAGAGAACUUGGGAAGGUUGAACACCAGACGGGCUGCGGCAUUCUGGAUGAGUUGUAGGGGUUUAAUGGCACAGGCAGGGAGCCCAGCCAACAGCGAGUUGCAGUAAUCCAGACGGGAGAUGACAAGUGCCUGGAUUAGGACCUGUGCCGCUUCCUGUGUAAGGCAGGGUCGUACUCUCCGAAUGUUGUAGAGCAUGAACCUACAGGAUCGGGUCACCGCCUUGAUGUUAGAACGACAGGGUGUUGUCCAGGGUCACGCCAAGGCUCUUUGCACUCUGGGAGGAGGACACAACGGAGUUUGUCAACCGUGAUGGCGAGAUCAUGGAACGGGCAGUCCUUCCCCGGGAGGAAGAGCAGCUCUGUCUUGCCGAGGUUCAGCUUGAGGUGGUGAUCCGUCAUCCACACUGAUAUGUCUGCCAGACAUGCAGAGAUGCGAUUCGCCACCUGGUUAUCAGAAGGGGGGAAAGGAGAAGAUUAGUUGCGUGUCGUCAGCGUAGCAAUGAUAGGAGAGGCCAUGUGAGGAUAUGACAGAGUGUGUUUAACCUGGCAAUCAUUGCUUUUGGCUUACAUAUUUUAAUGUGGAAAAUCAUUCUGUUACCGUGGAAUUGUCCAUAUCAAGAUAGAUGCGCUACUUCUUUAUAAUAAAUCAUGAUGUCUCACCACUAUCAGAGUGAACAAUGUGGCUCUUAUAUCUGACUUUUAAAGAAAGACAUUGAGUUAUUGGAGCUCAAGUUUAGGAGCACACAACCCCUCUAGACUGAACACAAGGUAGUGCUUUACAUUGGAAUCACUUGAAUCACCUUAUCAGAGGUUCGUCUGCUGUGGUUUCAGUUGUCACAGACAGGUGCCCCUAAGGAUCACUCAGACGCUAUUUAUAGAAUAGGAGGAGAGAGGAGGAUGAGGAGAGAGGUAGAGAAGGAGGGGAGAGGAGGAAGAGAGAGAUGGAAGAGAGGGGGAGGAGGAGGAGGAGGAGGAGGAGGAGGAGGAAGAGAGAGAUGGAAGAGAGGGGGAGGAGGAGGAGGAGGAGGAGGAGGAGAAGGAGGGGAGAGGAGGAAGAGAGAGAUGGAAGAGAGGGGGAGGAGGAGGAGGAGGAGGAGGAGGAGGAGGAUGAGGAGGAAGAGAGAGAUGGAAGAGAGGAGGAGGAGGAGGAGGAGGAGGAAGAGAGGAGGAGGAGGAGGAGGAGGAGAGGAGGAGGAGAGGGAGGAGGGGGAGGAGGGGGAGGGGGAGGAGGAGGAGGAGGAGGGUGUCUUGAUCAAACUCCACACCUCUCAGGAACACCUCCCUUUAUAUCCUAAAGCCUGA
Molecule: messenger RNA, 21353 nt
Organism: Coregonus sp. 'balchen'
Lineage: Eukaryota; Metazoa; Chordata; Actinopteri; Salmoniformes; Salmonidae
Source: the annotation of a GenBank genome assembly